AUGGCUUCCUGGCAGCCGCUGGUUUGGUUUUGUAAACCAGUGGCCAAUGGAUUAUGGGCAAAAGAACUGGACACUGCCUUUGGAGCUUACACCCCUUGUGCGAUUGAUUCUCUAGUGAUUUGUACAUCAUAUUUGACACUGUUCGGUCUAUGCAUCUACCGAAUGUGGUUGAUUAAGGAUACGAAAAUUCAGAAGUACUGUCUAAAGACAAAGUACUACAACUACAUACUGGGGUGGUUUGCUGCUUAUUGUACAGCUGAACCUAUAUUCAGGCUGGUGAUGGAUAUUUCAACCUUUAAAAUGGAGGGAGAGACUGGUCUGGCUCCCUUUGAGAUGUUUUCUUUGGUCACUGAGGCCCUCUCCUGGUGCUCCAUGCUUUUUAUGAUCAGCUUGGAAAUUAAAAUAUAUAUCUUUGAAUUCCGAUGGUACGUGAGAUUUGGAGCCAUUUAUGUGUUGACAGCGGAAUGUGUAGUGCUCAAUCUCAUUCUGGCAGCGAGUGAUUACAUCACCAGAUUGGCCUUCUACAUGUAUGUGGGCACAUUUAUCUGCAAGGUUUUAUUUGGAAUUCUUCUUUUCAUUCAUGUGCCCACAAUGGAUCCAUAUCCUGCUUAUGUAAUGUUGGAACCCGAGCCCCAUGACAAUGUUGGGUAUGAGGCCCUCCUUGGGGAAGAGAAAAUAUGUCCUGAGAGGCACGUGAAUAUCUUUUCCUGGAUGUAUUUUGGAUGGAUGACCCCACUUAUGCGGCAAGGCUUCAAGAAACCCAUCAAUGAAAAGGAUGUCUGGAAGUUAGAUGCAUGGGAUCAGACUGAAACGCUGAUUAUUAAGUUCCUGAAGUGCUGGGGUGAAGAAUCUAAAAAGCAGAACCCAUGGUUGUUAAGAGCUCUAAAUAAUAGCCUUGGUGGAAGGUUUUGGCUGGCGGGACUCUUUAAGAUCGGCAAUGAUCUUUCUCAAUUUGUGGGUCCUGUUAUCAUGAACCAUCUUUUACAGUCAAUGCAACGUGGGGAUCCUGCUUGGAUUGGUUAUGCAUAUGCUUUCUCGAUUUUUGUUGGUGUGUCGUUCGGGGUGCUCUUUGAAUCCCAAUACUUUCAGAAUGUGAUGCGCGUUGGUUUUCGCCUGAGAUCAACAUUGGUGGCUGCCAUAUUCCGUAAAUCCUUGAGACUAACUCACGAGGCCCGCAAGAACUUUCCGAGCGGGAAGAUCACAAAUAUGAUCACUACAGAUGCCAAUGCAAUCCAGCUAAUAUGCCAACAACUUCAUAAUCUGUGGUCGGCGCCAUUCACAAUCACCUUGUCUAUGGUCCUUCUCUACCAGCAAUUGGGUGUUGCUUCUCUCCUUGGAUCGUUACUCCUCGUUCUCAUGAUUCCUGUACAGACAGUUGUGAUCAGCAAAAUGAGAAAACUAACCAAGGAAGGGUUGCAAAGGACAGAUAGGAGAGUCAGCCUCAUGAAUGAAAUCCUUGCAGCAAUGGAGACUGUGAAAUGUUAUGCUUGGGAGAGAAGCUUUCAGAAUAGAGUUCAAGGCGUACGGAAUGAUGAGCUGUUAUGGUUUCGUGGCGCCCAGUUGCUUGCUGCUUUCAAUACUUUUCUGCUCAACAGCAUACCAGUUGUUGUGACAUUGGUUUCAUUUGGAACUUUCACUUUGCUCGGUGGAGAUUUGACACCUGCGAGGGCAUUUACAUCACUCUCUCUGUUUCAAUUGCUACGGUCUCCUUUGAACAUGCUUCCUAACUUAUUAAGCCAGGCUGUAACUGCAAAUGUUUCCAUCCAACGUCUGGAGGAACUAUUUAUGGCUGAGGAGAGAACUCUGGCGUUGAAUCCACCACUUGAACCAGGACUUCCAGCCAUCUCUAUCAGAGAUGGAUACUUUUCGUGGGAGUCAAAGGCAGUGAAGCCUACAUUGUCGAAUAUCAAUCUAGAUGUAUCAGCUGGAAGCUUAGUAGCGAUUGUUGGUGGGACUGGAGAAGGAAAGACUUCACUUGUCUCAGCAAUGAUUGGAGAACUGCCUGCUGUAGCAGAUACUAGUGUUGCAAUUAGAGGAACUGUUGCUUAUGUCCCUCAAGUUUCUUGGAUUUUCAAUGCUACUUUGCGUGACAACAUAUUGUUCGGAUCUGCAUAUGAACCUGAACGAUACUGGAGAACAAUUGAUGUGACUGCAUUACACCAUGAUCUCGACAUACUUCCUGGCCACGAUCUCACAGAGAUAGGAGAAAGAGGAGUGAAUAUCAGUGGUGGUCAAAAGCAAAGGGUAUCAAUGGCAAGAGCCAUCUACUCCAAUUCAGAUGUAUACAUAUUUGAUGACCCUUUGAGUGCCCUAGAUGCUCAUGUUGGUCACCAGGUAUUCAACAGAUGCAUCAAGGAAGAGUUGCAAGGCAAAACUAGGGUUCUCGUGACGAACCAGCUACAUUUCCUUCCUCAAGUGGAUAAGAUCAUUGUUGUAAGCGAAGGAACUGUGAAGGAGGAAGGGACCUUUGAGGAGCUCUCUAGAAGUGGCACGUUAUUCCAAAAGCUGUUGGAAAAUGCUGGGAAGACGGAAGGAAUGCAAGAAAAGGAGGUGGAGGAAGAAGAAUGGGAUAGCUCCAAUGCUGAGCAUGGAAGGUCGAAACCCACGACCAAUGGAGUGCACGAGUUGACACAAAAUACAGCAGGCCAUAAAAAUAAGAGAAAGAAAAGAGGGGAGUCCAUGCUCAUCAAGCAAGAGGAAAGGGAGACAGGCAUUCUCAGUUGGAAAGUCUUGAACAGGUACAUAAAUGCAUUAGGAGGCACACUGGUGAUCGUGGUACUGUUCACUUGCUACACAUUGACUGAAGUUCUUCGGAUUUCAAGCAGUCAAUGGUUAAGCAUUUGGACGAAUCACAGCAGUUCUGGAAGUUAUAAUCUCCCAUUCUUCCUCUCCAUUUAUGCGCUCCUGUCACUGGGUCAGGUAAGUGUUACACUGGGAAACUCUUAUUGGGUGAUCACUUCAAACCUACAUGCAGCAAAAAGACUCCAUGAUUCCAUGCUAGAUAGCCUCUUACGAGCUCCAAUGCUGUUCUUCCACACCAAUCCACUAGGAAGAGUGAUUAACAGGUUUGCAAAGGAUCUUGGGGAAAUCGAUCGCUUUGUUGCCGGUGUUGCCAACAUGUUUCUGAAACAAGUCUGGCAGCUCCUUUCCACAUUUGCCUUAAUAGGCAUCCUGAGCACUCUCUCGUUGUGGGCCAUAAUGCCGCUACUUAUCUUGUUUUGUUUAGCCUGUCUAUACUACCAGACCACAUCCCGUGAAGUGAAACGCCUGGAUUCCAUCACCAGAUCGCCAGUAUAUGCACAAUUCGGAGAAGCAUUAAAUGGGCUGUCCAGCAUUCGUGCGUACAAGGCCUACGACCGGAUCGUGGCCAUCAACGACAAAAUGAUGGACAACAAUAUCAGAUUCACCCUCGUAAGCAUCAGCUCUAAUGGCUGGCUCGCCAUAAGACUGGAAAUACUUGGGGGAGUCAUGGUCUGGUUGAUAGCCACAUUCGCAGUCUUGGGUAAUCAAAAAGCUGAGAACAGGGUAGCAUUCGCUUCUACCAUGGGUCUAUUGCUGACCUACACCCUGAACAUCAGCAGUGUGUUGAGCGGAGUUCUGAGACAGGCGAGUAGAGCUGAGAGUAGCUUCAAUGCUGUCGAGCGCGUUGGCGUGUACAUGGAGUUGCCUUCAGAGGCUCCGGCAGUUAUCGAAAGCAAUCGUCCGCCUCCUGGCUGGCCUUCUUCAGGUUCAGUCGAGUUCUUGGAUGUUGUCCUGCGUUACAGACCAGAACUUCCGCCGGUGUUGCAUGGAUUGUCGUUCGUGGUUGCUCCGAAUGAGAAGCUGGGCGUGGUUGGAAGAACUGGAGCAGGGAAAUCCAGUAUGCUGAAUGCUUUGUUCAGAAUUGUGGAGGUUGAGAGGGGACAGAUCAUGAUUGAUGGGUGUGAUGUUGGGAAAAUUGGACUCAUGAAUCUAAGGGAAGUUCUUACUAUCAUACCACAAGCACCUGUCCUUUUUUCUGGAACUGUGAGGCUCAAUCUGGAUCCAUUUAGUGAACAUAAUGAUGCUGACCUCUGGGAGGCACUGGGAAGGGCACAUCUAAGGAAUGUCAUAAGGCGCAAUCCUCUUGGUCUGGAUGCUGAGGUUCUGGAGGGAGGGGAGAACUUCAGUGUUGGACAGAGACAACUAUUGAGUCUUGCUCGAGCAUUGCUGCGAAGGUCUAAGAUACUUGUACUUGAUGAAGCAACAGCUGCUGUUGAUGUGAGAACUGAUGCUCUCAUACAGAAAACAAUCAGAGAAGAGUUCAAGUCUCGCACAAUGCUUGUGAUUGCUCACAGACUUAAUACGAUAAUAGAUUGUGACCGCAUUCUCGUGCUUGAUGAUGGUCGGGUAAAAGAGCAUGCUAGUCCGCAGGAGCUGCUGUCAAAUGAAGAAAGUGCAUUCUAUAAUAUGGUCCAGAGUACUGGAUCAGCAAAUGCUCAAUACUUGCUCAACUUGGUGUUUGACGGACCAAAAAGAGCAAGGAGAGCGGCAGAUGCUGUCUUAACCCUUCAGGGAGUUCUGCAGCCUUCAUGGUAUAGCGGUGAUGAGCAGGCUGGGUAA
This is a messenger RNA of Linum trigynum, 4581 nucleotides long. NCBI's taxonomy places the organism in Eukaryota, Viridiplantae, Streptophyta, Magnoliopsida, Malpighiales, Linaceae. The record is from the annotation of a GenBank genome assembly.